Molecule: messenger RNA, 2450 nt
Organism: Microcebus murinus (gray mouse lemur)
Lineage: Eukaryota; Metazoa; Chordata; Mammalia; Primates; Cheirogaleidae
Gene: IGLON5
Product: IgLON family member 5
Source: RefSeq, a predicted model, not a curated record
ACCGCUGCCGCGAUGCCCCCCCCUGCGCCCGGGGCCCGGCUCCGGCUUCUCGCAGCCGCCGCCCUAGCUGGCCUGGCCGUCAUCAGCCGAGGGCUGCUGUCCCAGAGCCUGGAGUUCAGCUCUCCCGCGGACAACUACACGGUGUGCGAAGGCGACAACGCCACCCUCAGCUGCUUCAUCGACGAGCACGUGACGCGCGUGGCCUGGCUGAACCGCUCCAACAUCCUGUACGCGGGCAACGACCGCUGGACCAGCGACCCGCGGGUGCGGCUGCUCAUCAACACCCCCGAGGAGUUCUCCAUCCUCAUCACCGAGGUGGGGCUGGGCGACGAGGGCCUCUACACCUGCUCCUUCCAGACCCGCCACCAGCCCUACACCACUCAGGUCUACCUCAUCGUCCACGUCCCUGCCCGCAUUGUGAACAUCUCCUCGCCUGUGACAGUGAAUGAGGGGGGCAAUGUGAACCUGCUUUGCCUGGCCGUGGGGCGGCCGGAGCCCACGGUCACCUGGAGGCAGCUCCGAGACGGCUUCACCUCGGAGGGCGAGAUCCUCGAGAUUUCCGACAUCCAGCGGGGCCAGGCCGGGGAGUACGAGUGCGUGACUCACAACGGAGUGAACUCCGCGCCCGACAGCCGCCGCGUGCUGGUCACAGUCAACUACCCGCCGACCAUCACGGACGUGACCAGCGCCCGCACCGCCCUGGGCCGGGCCGCCCUCCUGCGCUGCGAAGCCAUGGCGGUGCCGCCGGCGGAUUUCCAGUGGUACAAGGAUGACAGACUGCUGAGCAGCGGCGCGGCCGAGGGCCUGAAGGUGCAGACGGAGCGCACCCGCUCGAUGCUUCUCUUCGCCAACGUGAGCGCCCGGCACUACGGCAACUACACGUGUCGCGCGGCCAACCGGCUCGGAGCGUCCAGCGCCUCCAUGCGGCUCCUGCGCCCAGGAUCCCUGGAGAACGCGGCCCCCAGGCCCCCGGGGCCCCUGGCCCUCCUCUCCGCCCUGGGCUGGCUGUGGUGGAGGAUGUAGGCGCGACGGGAGCCGCCUCCCCCUGCAGGGGCCUCGGGCCAAGAGCAAGAGGAAGGGGGAGCCGAGCCUGGGUCUCGAGCGGCGGAAGAGCUCUCGGCCACCAAGGAAGAGGAGAGGAAGAGGAGGAGGAAAGAUCUUUAGAGAACCCAUCACUGUGAGGGAUAACGCAAAAUUAUGCAUCUUUCUACAGCCAUCGUCGCCACCCGUUCACGUUGCCGAUUGUGACCCGCCCCCACCACCCCAUACCCCUCUCUUCGCUCAGGCUGUCGACGGGCUCGUGUGGGUGUGCGUGUGCGUGUGAGUGCGCCUGCAUGUGUACGCGUGUGUGUGGGUGGGCUGGGGAGGAGACUCGGCGUCCUCCUGCCCUGGCGCCCCCAUGUCCACUGUCCCCUCCCCGCGGCCCCUCCCCUCUGGCCGGAGGUGGGUACCGGCUCCGCGAGGGAGCUAGACGGCCGCCCUCCCUGUCGCCAGGGCGUCUCCUGGGCAAGUCGGGAGCAGGGUGCGCGCUCACCUGUCAGGCUGUCCUUCAGCCUUUGUGAAUAAGAGGGGACGUCCAUCUGGGCUCCGGGCCUCCCUGCUGUCAACUACCAGCUGCCUGUAGCCAGAGGCCCCAUCGCUGGCUCAGUGGCCUGAGACCUUCCCACUCCCCCCGUCCCUCCCCGCCCGGGACUUUCUGGCCCUCUCCUGGGCCAAUCGGUGCUUCCAUCCAACUGUCAGGCUGGUGGCAGUAGUCGCCAGUCUCUCAGUGCUUUGCCCUACCCCCGCUGCCACUCCCCUUGGCCACCUGUGGCAUCAACCAGCUGCCCCGGCCCCUGCAGCUGGCCCACAGGUGUGGCUCGCUGUUCUGCCACUCCCCAGCCUCUCUGCCACUGUCCCUCCCAAAGGCCGCCUGGCCGCCCUCACACACACUCACACACACACACCAGCGACUGUGACCAGCAAUAGCCCCCUGGCUCCAGCUGUCCUGUGGCUGGUGACUAGCUGUAGUUCCCCCCAGGGUGGGCGACUGUUGUCAGGAAGGGACGCUGAGAGGCUGUAGCCUCGGCUCUGACUGUAGGAAUGCGCCACCCUGGCACACUGCGCCAGGCAAAUCAGGGCAGAGAGAGGCGUCACACAGACAUGCUGAGCCCAGACUAAGAUGCCAUGUCACCAGCUCCGACUCCCAGGAGACCCUCUCUAUAAGCACCCACCCCAAACCACACCACCCAGAGCUCGGUGGAGAAGAGGGCAGAGCGGGGCAGAGGGCAAGGGGCAGUGACUGUACCUCAGACGGGGGCAUGGGCCCCAUCCCACAUUGUCUUCCAUUCCCAGGGUCCAGGGGACAGGGUGGGGUAGGGGAGGGAUGCAAGGGAGGGGGUGGGGGGCCCUGGGGGCCGUGUGUUCCAAUUCAUGGGGAGUGUUGAGACCACCACACCAAUAAACGCCUU